AUGAGCGCGGAGCAGCUGCGGCUGUUGCGGGAGCGGAUCCGGGAUUUCCCGGACUUCCCCGCGGCGGGGGUGCUGUUCCGGGAUAUCAGCCCACUGCUGAAGGACCCAGAGGCGUUCAGGACUGCAAUCGAUAUCCUGGAAGCUCACGUGAAGGGCAAGCAUUCCCAGGUGGAUUUCAUUGCAGGUCUGGAUUCGCGAGGCUUCCUCUUUGGACCAGUUCUGGCUCAGCGACUGGGCGUCGGGUUUGUGCCGAUCCGCAAAAAGGGGAAGCUCCCGGGCCGUACGGAGUCUGUCUCCUACACUCUUGAAUAUGGCAAGGCAGAGCUCGAAGUUCAGAGCGACGCGGUGAACCCGGGCCAGAAAAUAAUCUUAAUCGACGACUUGCUUGCCACAGGAGGGACGAUGCGAGCGGCCUGCGAACUGAUGUCCAAGCUGAAGGCCGAGAUCCUGGACUGUGUGGUGCUCAUAGAGCUAAAAUUCCUCAAAGGGGCAGACGUGCUCAAGCUCUUCCCGCUGCAUUCAGUGCUGCAGUACGACUGAGGCGUAGUGGGAG
Euleptes europaea (tarantolino) is the source of this 553-nucleotide messenger RNA. RefSeq names its product adenine phosphoribosyltransferase (gene APRT). The transcript has 5 exons. The record is from RefSeq and is a predicted model, not a curated record. The coding region runs from base 1 to 540 and encodes 179 amino acids. Gene Ontology annotation, biological process: adenine salvage; AMP salvage. Gene Ontology annotation, molecular function: adenine binding; adenine phosphoribosyltransferase activity; AMP binding. Gene Ontology annotation, cellular component: cytoplasm. Lineage: Eukaryota; Metazoa; Chordata; Lepidosauria; Squamata; Sphaerodactylidae.